Cimex lectularius (bed bug) is the source of this 5085-nucleotide messenger RNA. RefSeq lists its product as uncharacterized. NCBI's taxonomy places the organism in Eukaryota, Metazoa, Arthropoda, Insecta, Hemiptera, Cimicidae. Gene Ontology annotation, molecular function: glutamate-gated receptor activity. The transcript is spliced from 18 exons. The record is from RefSeq and is a predicted model, not a curated record. Gene Ontology annotation, cellular component: membrane. Bases 131 to 2857 code for a protein of 908 amino acids.
UCAUAAUAUCAAUCCUUUAAUCAUUCGAGAAUAUUUCAAAAUUAAGUCUAUCAAUAGGAUAACGGUCUUAUCUUGUGUAAACGUCAUAGAAGGAACAAAAGUAUGGAAGUAUUUGCAGCCAGAGGGGUUUAUGUUGUCUUUCAAUCCAAAUACCCUCAUUGAAAGUAAUUUGCAAAGAGAAGGUGCUGUCAUUGAUUUAUCUUGUCCAGAUCAAAAAUCUAUUAUUAUGAAGUUGUCUAAGAAGAGGAUGUUCGAUACAGGAAGAGAAUGGCUGAUGUUUUAUGAAGUUGAAAUUAACGCUACUAAGGAUUGGAGUUAUUGGUUGACAUUUUUAGAAAAGCGUUUUAUCUUGCCUGGAUCUUCAGUUGUAAUAGUUCAAAUCACAGGGUCCUCAAUUAGAUAUUUUGACAUUUACAAAAUCACCGAUAGUCAACCCCUGAAGGUCAAAUUGGUAGGUGAAGGAUCUGUACAAAAUGUAACAUUUUUCAAACGAAUUGCUGAGAGAUCAGAUUUCGAGGGUGUAAAACUUCGAACGGCAACAGCAAUAUUACGCCCUGAGGUUUACAAAGGGCUCGAAAAUUUAGAAAAUCCUGAAAUUGACACAUGGCCGAAAAUGCACUAUCCUCUAAUUGUGAAUUUAGCAAAACAGCUUAAUUUUGAGUUUACUUUAGAAGUUGUAAAUGAUUACGGAUGGUUGAGAAAUGGAAAUUUUAGUGGCCUAAUGGGAUUAUUACAAAGGGGCGAAGUUGAUUUUGGAGCAACAGGAUUUUUUAUAAAUCCAGACAGAAUAACUGCUGUUGACUUCACUGGUGAUACGUAUUCACUUAAGUCAAUGAUUAUUUUUAAACAACCGGCACUAUCGACAGUGAGCAAUAUUUUUCUUUUGCCAUUUUCAAGACUUGUAUGGAUAGCCUGUGGAGUGCUCAGCAUCCUAGUGAUUGCCUUACUCACAUUACAAGUAAUAAUAUCAUAUCGUUUUAAUUCAAAUUUCUUCACAACUAGAGUUACUUUUUAUGAUGUUGUAACAUUGGUAUUUGGAUUUAUUUGUCAACAAGGUACAUACUUGACUCCGAUCUCAUCAUCAGCGAGAAUAAUCAUUUUUAUAUUUUCCCUGUCAGCAUUAUUUUUCUAUACCUCUUAUUCUGCAAAUAUUGUGGCAUUGCUACAGUCGACAUCACCAGUACUCAAGAAUAUUACAGAUUUAACUAACAGCCAUCUUAUGCUGAAAAUCCAAGAUCUUGAAUAUAACAGAAUUUUUAUGAAGGAUUCAGUGGAUCCAAAUGUUAAAGCACUUUACGACAAGAAAAUAAAACCUUUUGGAUCAAAGGCUUAUUGUUUACCAAGAGAAGGUGUACGGUUGCUUCGUACAGGCACAGUUGCUUUUCAAGUUGAGGUAAAUCUAGGAUAUAAGAUAAUCAGCGAAACAUUUGGUGAAAGCGAAAAAUGCGGUUUAGGUGAGAUCAGGAUGAUAUUUAUUCCAAGUUUGGCAGUGCCAGUUGUCAAGAAGUCUGGAUAUAGAGAUAUUUUUAAACAAAUGCUUAUAUGGCAGAGAGAAUGUGGAAUAAUGAAGAGAUUAGCUAAAAUUUGGGUACCCGACAGGCCAAAUUGUGAAGGAAAAGGGACGAGUUUCUUAAGAGUAGGAAUGGUGGAUUUUUUACCAGCACUUCUAGCAUUAAUUUACGGAAUGGGAAUAUGCAUAACUGUUUUCUUCCUUGAAAUCGCUUAUCAUUACAGACUUAAUUUGGUAAUUGAUGAGGAUUAUGGCUGGGCUGGAAGGAAUGGAACAUCAUUUGGUGGGUUGGUGGGUCGUUUGCAAAGAGAAGAAAUUCAAUUAGGAACAGCGUUCACCAUGCGGGAAGAGAGGAGAGAAGCCGUCGACUUUACCACAGACACUUUGGAAUUUAAAAAUGCCAUAUUUUUUAAGAAACCUGCAUUGUCAACAGUUAGCAACAUCUUUCUCCUGUCUUUCUCUAAACUUGUGUGGUUGUGUUGUGGCUCAUUGUGUAUUUUGUCAAUUUUGCUUUUGUUAGCAGUAUUAGCUGUGACAAAACUGUUUGCUGUUGUAUCACCAUUCUCAAGACCUGCUUCUUUUGCUGACAUAAUUACAUUAAUUUUAGGACUUGUGUGUCAACAGGGGUCGGAAUUGGCACCGAUUUCUUUGGCCACGAGAAUUACAACAUUCGUCUUUUCCCUAUCUGCUAUAUUUUUAUACACGUCGUAUUCUGCAAAUAUAGUAGCUCUGCUUCAAGCUACCACAACUGGCAUGGAAUCAUUAGAUGACUUGACAAAUAGCCCGUUGACUCUUAAAUUGCAAGAUCGGCUAUAUGUCCGAGAGCUAUUUAAGAUAGUAAAUGAUACAUCUGUUCAUAAUUUAUAUACAAAAAAAGUUAUGUCACAAGGUGACAAUGCAUACUGCAUACCCAAAGAAGGAAUUGCAUUCAUGAGAACAGGGGAAUAUGCAUUUUUGGCUGAAUUAAUCCAAGGGUACAAGAUAAUUAGCGAUACAUUCCACGAGGAUGAAAAGUGUGAUCUUGGAGAGUUGAGUUUAUUCUUUAUACCAAGACUUUCGAUUCCAGUAAUUAAAAAAUCAGGCUACAGAGAAAUAUUUACUCAGAAACUCAGUUGGCAAAGGGAAGUUGGGAUAUUUCAAAGACAAGAACUUAUAUGGUUUCCACACAGACCAUCUUGUGAUCGGAGCAGAAGAGGAUAUAAACCCGUUGGUACUAUCGAUUUUUUACCAGUGGUAUUGUCACUUUUCUACGGAACGCUUAUAGCCAUUGGCAUUUUUGCAUUUGAAAUCAUUUUCUGGCACAGAAAACGUUUUUAUUGCUAUGAGAAUGAAAAAGAGAAGAUUUAAAGAACAAACGAAAUUGUUCUAAUGUAGAUGAUUAGUGAAAUUCACAUGCUUAAAGCCAAAAUUGCUUCUAAAUAAGGUCAUCCUUUGAAAAAUUACUCUUACAAUUUAAUAAAUGGCUAAGUUAAAAUUGAAAAUUGUAACCUUUCAAUAUGUGGUUAUUUCAUUUGUGAAAUAUUUGUAGAUAGUAAAACAAUAAAAACAUACCAGUAAAAUUUAUUGCAUGAAAUGUACAUUCAAAUUUUCUACUGUUGUUUUGUAAUCACUUCAAAUUGAGAAACAUAGCUGUUUAAAAUAUAAAAUAAUACUUAAAAUUUGUCUUACCGUUAGAGAUUGGUCUGCCUAUCAUUGCUGAUAUGCCUCAGAUGAUCAGAAACGGACAAACUCAACAAGAAAUAUCACAGUGCAAUAAAUUGUUUACUUCAAAACUAUUUAAUAUUUACAUAGUAUUAUCAAAUUUCCAUUUGAAUAGCAAUGGUGGUAUAAAUGGUUUAUUAGGGUAAGUUGUCAUUAUUUGACAGAAGUUCAGUCUUCCCAUUUUAUUCUGAUCUGACUAUUCUCGUUGAAUGUUGGAUGGACUGGAUUAUUACACACAAGUCCAUGAAAUCUCGGUGGAAUAAAAAUAGUAGUAAUGAUAACAAUAAAACUUUACACAACAGAAAUUCUCUGAAAGUUAAUUGAUGAAAUAUGUCUGAAAAAAUGGACUAGUUUGAUUAGGGAUGGAAAAAAUGCUGGCAAAUCUCUAACAAUUUAAACAGACAACAAAUUUACUUAUGGUUAAUUUAAUAAUUUAACCAUUUAUUAUAAAAUUUCAACAUCAUCGAGGUAAAAUUUCUUUCCUAUUCAUUCUAAAUGUGGGACUGAAAGUUUUGAUGAAGGCUGACUGAAGGGACUUUGACUUCUAUCUUUUAUCGAUUAACAAUUAUAAAUUUAUGUUUAUUUAUAUUUCUAUUGUAAAAUCAACUCCACAGUGGUUUGGAAGAGAGAGUGUAGGAGCUUAUGUAGUAAAGACGAAACACGCUCAUUUCUCAACUUGUUUUAACGCUUCGAUGACAUAAUACAUUUCAUACUUUAUUGACCUAACUUAUUUUCAUCUUUUCAAUGGCCCAGAGUAUAUAUAGAACAGUGCAGAAGCAUGUAUCACAGAAUAAGAGAUGUACUACAUCAAACUACAUUUCCUUUUAUACGCCUUGUUGCUGUUUUCUUCUGUUUUAGCAGCUGAAUUUCUCCUAUCUGAACCGUCUGAAGGGGCAAAAGUACUCAAAAGAAAAGUGAGGUGCGGGCCAGUCAAAUUCCGCAUCAAGAAAAAGAAUUAAGUUAAUUAUUUCCUUUCUUAAUAAUGUGUCUUAUGUGUGUUUUCGAUUAUAUUUAAGUUUAAAAAAAAUGCCCCAAAAACUUUAAUUCAUUCCAAUAAAUAUUAUAGGAAAUGGGGAAGCACAAUAAAAAUAUGGAAUAUUCAAAUGUAUAUUAACAAAAAAUCUUAUUUUAAGUGUUAUAAAUUUUGUAGUUGAAACAUUGUACUAUGUUGUCCAACAAUGUACACUUCAUUUGGACUCAAUGUUUAUACAAAUGUAAAUAUGUAUACAUUAAAUAAUUUAAUACACGACAUCUGUUAUGCAUAAAUUUUGUUCCUCCUGGAGUUUUAAAAGCGAUUUGUCAUUCCCCAAGGAAGAAACAGUACAAAUUAGCCAGCUAUUAGUGGAGCUUGUCAUCGCCCUUAGACCUACAGCAGUUUUAAUAAAGCCUCAAUCAUAUUUAUGAAUAUUAUAACAAUACAGUAAUAUUUUAAAGGCUUAAUUUAAUUUUAAAAAGCCACAUUUAGACUGAAUGCUACAAAAUAUACUUUAUAAAUGAGUAAAACAUUUAAACAUUUGUUAUGCUACUUUAUAAUUUUUCUUUUGCAAAACUUUUGAUUUCAGAAAUGGAAUAUUUAUGUCCAGCAUGAACAGGUACUUAAGUGAUUUGUUGAAGAACUCAGUAAUUUAAUGCAUAUAGUGGUAACUAAGACUUGUAGAUAGAUUUACAAAGCAAUAAUCUACAAAUUAUAAGAAAAUAUGCCAACAUAUAAUACAUUAUAAUUAAUGUUGAGUUUUAAUUAAGUUAAAUAUUAUUAUUAGGCUCAAAUUAACAUUUAUUUAUAUUAAAUAUACAUUUUUGUUUAAUAGGUAAAAUAUUACAGUACAUCAUUAUGCAAUUAAUGAAAUAGCAAGUGGUAUAAUACAUAACAUACA